This is a messenger RNA of Amoebophrya sp. A25, 5082 nucleotides long. NCBI's taxonomy places the organism in Eukaryota, Dinophyceae, Syndiniales, Amoebophryaceae. The record is from the annotation of a GenBank genome assembly.
AUGCGGCAGUCGCGGGAGGCGUAUCUGCGCUUGAAGAAAGAGGGCGCUGACUGGUGCUCCACGCUUGAACGGCAGAUCGAGGCUUUGCGUACCGAAAACGAACAGCUGAUUCGAGAAAAAGAAGUUAUGUCGCGCUUCGUGUCCUUCCCAAAGAUUUAGAGGCUCUUGAUCAUAAUUCGCUUUGAAUAGGUGGUAGUUGAUGAUGUAACUAGUAACUACUUGCUAGAGUGGAGGACGAUAUUGGUAUGGCUGAGUUGUACUAACCAGCUGGAACCAACAAGUCUUCUUCUACCAUGCAAUUUGGAUUGUAGAUUUCAACUCCUGCACAUCUAACCACCAUCAACAAGCUCGCGGACAACUUCCUUCUGGUGGUACCGCACAGCGCGGAUCUCCUUCUACGUUUCGUCGUGGUUCUCAGGGAGGGCAACUUCAUGCUUCCAACAAUCACGAGUCGAUGGAAGUCGAGGGGCGAGGACGUGGGGGUAGUGCUGAUUUGGAUGCAGAUGCCGAAGCGUAUGAACACACAGAUCCAAGGACAGGAACAAGAACCGAGUCACUAAAACGGGAAGACGAAAGCAGGAACAAGACUGUGACCGCGUUGCAUAUUCAUAUGGCUGAAGAAUAUGAGUAAAUGAUAUUAUAAUUCCCGCCCUGUUAUUUUCUCUUUUCUAUCUUCCUCUGGUCUACUUUCUUUUUGCUAGUAAGUUAGGUCGGCUCCACCACAAUAAAUAUGUUAGUGUUUCCAUUUGCAUGCUUUUUACUAGAAAAACGAAAAGGCUUCACUUUCAAUGUUGUAGGUAGUUCCUUUUGUCGCAACUACUUGAAUUUAUUAGUGCACGGUCCUACUCGCAACCGCAAGAGCCCCUUCUAAUAUGCGGAGGCCAAGAGGAGCUUCUUCGAAUGAACAGUUUUCCAAUGGCGUGCCUGCGGGAGGGCAUCAUCAGCACAGCUCUACCAUGAGUAGCAGUCCUACUACUGCCGUAGCCGCUGUGACUGCCGCAUUGCUGUCUGCUAGGGGAAAGGGUCCUCAAGUUUACGGCAAGAGUGAUUGUCGCAGGGGCAGGAGAGCAAUAGAUCAUUCCUAAAAUCAAGCAUUACUCAUUGCAUUGGAAAUGAGAUUUUCAAGAAUUAGACCACACUACAAGACACUCUGAUGAGUUCGACACUACGAUCAUCUAAAAAUACUUACCAUUAUUCGUAGAUCCCUUACGCUUGCUCAUCAUGAUCAUCUGUCUACUUACUUAAUUUUCUAACCUUCCUUUUCCGAUCUCGGCACGCCGGUUUCGCAAGUUCGUGAGGCGCAUUCUCCACAAGGGAACACGGAAUUGGCUAUGCUCCUCGAAAAUGCAGCUGAUUGGGACAGGGCUCGCGCUGAACUCGCAGACCAGAACAGAAAACUCGAAGAAAAAUGCAAGGAGUUGGAAGAAGAGGUAUUGAGCCGGGUUUUGUUGGUCGCUUUAGUGGUUAUUGUUAUAGUUCUAUCAUGGCGUUCUUCUUGUUACUCUUCAGUCAUGUUCUCACGAUCUGCUACUUCAACUUCAACUACUCACAAAGACAUUAUCGUUAUCCUCGAUCACUUUGACGAAGCUAGGAACCGUAACAUCCGUUUGAAACCCUCAAUCUAUCACCAGGUCCGCGUGUUGCAGAAUGCAGCUACUUUCGGUCGGGCUCGGAAGAAGUAUUCCACCAUGACUCUCGGAACGGAAGCGGACGGUCUGGGUGCCUCCGUUAAAACCACCAUUUUGCAUGGGACACCUCUGAUCAAGUUAAGAAUUGGAAUCAAGGCAGUUCGUUAUAUGUGUUGGUUGCUUAUUUGUUGUAGCACUUCGGGUACAAUAGUAUUUCUGAGAGCAGCACUAGAGUCAACAUGAUCAAUUUUGGUCUUGUCGAACCACAACAGUACAAGUUUUAGUAGUGUCAGUACAACAAAACAACGUACGGUUGUACUCAAAGUACUACUAUGGUACGGUGUAAAUUGUAUCAGUGCUAGCAGUCUCUAAGCAAGGAAGAAUUUGACUGGGCUGACGAUGAUUUGCGAGAUAGUCCAGAGCUUGCACAGCAGAUAGCUGUUGGGAUGCAACGACCAGUUCUUGGUGGAGGUGUACCACAGGAGAUUCCAUUAAGGCAUGUGUUGUGCAAUUUGUGUAAAUGGGUUUUUUAUACAUAGUACAUGGCUAUGUUUGAAUGAACUACAGGGUAAACAAGCGGGACCACAGGCAAGAAAAUCGUGGAGUCCUUGUACUUAAGUACUGUCCUUAUCGAUUCUCGGCAGGAUGAUCCUCUCAUAUAGAAUUGCAAGUAAUAGUAACCCUAAGAGAAUGAUCCUUUGAAGUGUUUCUUUCUCUCCUACUUCUACUUCCACUGCUAAUGAGGACUGAGACCAAAGCUGUGGCGGGUAGAGAAGCAGAGGAAGCGUUGUUAUCUUCAGCGGUUGUGGAAGGACGAGUCUCGAUCAUGGAUCCUGAACGCAAGGAACUUCAGAAUUAUGAGGAAAUGAUUUGUACAAGGAGCAGUUCUUGUACUGUUGAAACACAGGACGAUUGUAGUAUGUAUUCAGAAUUCCAUUGCCAACGACCAUGAUUAUUAUGAAAACAGUCCAUGAUCAUGAAAUGUGUACUUUAUAUAUAUCUUGUCCCACAAAAAGUACAGCAUCAUCAUCAAUGUGCUUGUAGAAGUCCCUCUUCCCUCUGCAGCUCCAUCAAAUGCUUCUAUUUGUUCCCCCCUCUAAUAUCAAUCUCCUACUUCUUUAUCUUCCCCCUCCAUCAAUCUCCUUGCUCUAAUGAUCAGCCGUCGGCAAUUUAACUCGGGAGCGUGGCGACCUUCAACGACAAGUAGACCAAGCGGGAGUAGAGAGGGAGCAAUUGGAGAUAAAAGUGAAGGAUCUGGAAGAAUCUAAAGCAGCACUGGAGAGAAACAUGGCUGCACUGGACGAACAGUUGAAGAAAACAACAGGUAAAGUAGAUCUUAGAUCGAUAGAUAGAUAGAUAGUUAGAUCGACUUUUUUUGCUGAAUAAUUUGUAGAUGAAGAAAGAUUUUUGUCUGAGAAGUAGCAGGUUUGAAAAUGAAACUCUUCCUUGUUGAAAUGUCGUACUAAAUCCAUCUCCUCGCGGCUAUCUCCUUGUAGUUGAAGAAAGUGACGAGAAGGAGGAGACGAGACCCACCUUCUAAAGAAGUACAACAAGUACUUACAACACAUCAAAAUGUCAACAUCCACCUACAUACAGGACAAGAGGAGACCCCAGAAGCCCAUGACCGCGGAUCCCACGACAAGAUUGUCUUUAGAAUAGACGAACCAUGGCCACAGGCGAUCCUGGACCUCGUUGAAGGGAAAGUUGAGAGCGCAUUACAACAAGCGGAGACGAUGAACAAGUACUUACAACUUACCACACUGAAAAAUAUUUAUAAGAAUUUUUACACAAGGCUCCGGCCUGCCUUCGAUGGUGAGACCUCUGGGGCUGACAGGACCACGACAGCGCCGGCGCUUAGUUAGUAGUAGAUAAGUUCCUCCCUCUGUUUUCUUUUUUCGGUUUUUGUUUUUUCUAGUUAGAUAUGCUCCACCAACUUUCUAAGAAUUUUUACAAGAUGAGCAGUGAUUUAUAGAUAUGUUGACAUUACGAACAACCACUUCCACAUUUAUACAACAACUCAAGAAUGUUCUCGCUUGUUGCUGUUAAAAAUGUUAUCGACGACUAUAAAAUCAUACCCUUAAAUACUUACUCUUUUAUAUUGGAAGAAAAUCGAAUAUUAGAAGCUUCCUGUAUCAUAACAGGUCGUCCGAAGAAGCAAAAUUAGCACGUUUCGAAGAACUUGAGAGCGCACUUGCAACAGCUCAAGGAGAAGUUGAGGGCCUUCAAAAGAAGCUUGAGGUUGCACUUGACAGGGAAGCGGCACUUCGGGAGGAAAAUCUUAAACAUGCGGUAGACAAAACUUCACUCGAAAAUACGCUAGAAGAAAAUCUAGCGAAGCUAUCACAGUUGUUAUGGAACAAGGGGUGCUAAGAACAAGUAUAAUUUGAUCGAUUCUUCAACUUUUUUAUCCUGAGUAAUUGUAGGGAAGAAGCGCGAUCAAGGAGUUUUCACUCACACAUCGGAGGUACUCCAACAACAACAACAACAACAACAAUACUACUACGACUUUUUCUAAGUAAAAUCUUUUCAAUCAAUUCAAUCUUGAAAACGUUAGAGAUAGCCUGAAGGGGACGAUAUGUUUUUGCUAAGUAAAGUUUUUGCUUGAAGUUGAGUAGACACGUCUACUACAACGACUUCUAAUUCUAUUUGAUUGAAAUAUAAUUUUAGUCUCCGACCUCGUCAUCGAUCGUCUCGUCUAACAUCCGAAUCGGAAUUGGCGACCGAAAAGGGGAGAUUCGAGAAGCAGCUAGAAGAGAAUGUGGAGAAGGAGCGCGAAGCGAGAACUACAUUAGAAAAACAGCGGGAUCAAGCGAGGGCCUUGGCAGAACGUCAUCGAAACGCCAGUCUAAAAUUGAAGGAAUACAUCAGAAAAUUAGAACAGAAUAGUGCAAGGUGAAGUAGCAGAAAUAGGAGUCCUUGUGAAAAGAAAAAUGAAGUACUUUUUAGAAGUACACCUUCGACUUUCUCUAGGCAGCGUGUAGAACUUCUGCUUCCUAAGGCGUCCACGAUGUGGUGUCGUGGAGCCUUUUAGCAGUAGUAGUUCUCCUGCGCCUGCGCGACGGCGAUCGAGAUUUGUGGCGCACGAAGGGGGUCAGGCUUCAGAGUAUCAACAAGAUGUUAUGAGAUAAAUGAUGCUACUAACUAUGUAUUCUUUCAACUAACUAUAAUAUUGAUAUAUUCAUAAGGUGUGUGAGAUUCAACAUUUGUUUUCUCGUUUUUGAUGUCGUUUUUUCACAUGAUUUUCUUUGCUGCUCAGUGUCGUCGCUGUUGGUUCCCCCGAACCAUAACACAAUACUCCUGAUGUGUACACCUCCACCUCUAUUCUGAAUCAACGAUAAAGUGAUCCCCUUUACCCUGGAAUCAACUUAGCGGCUCAAACAACUUCAAAGAAAAGCAUUGAUUGAGUUCGAUCGUUCUACUCGAAAGUUGUCGUCGUCUUCGGAAUAGACGUAGG